Messenger RNA from Geodia barretti, 468 nucleotides. Lineage: Eukaryota; Metazoa; Porifera; Demospongiae; Tetractinellida; Geodiidae. The record is from the annotation of a GenBank genome assembly.
UGUGUGGGGCAUCAAUUAGAAACAUGAGCACGACGAGAAAGGGUGACGGCGUCAAGAAAGGCCAGCGAUACCAGAACUCGUGGACCUACAAGCCAAGACUCCACGAGACAAAGAAAUCAGAUCCCUCGACAGUUCAGCUGGCGGGUCUGUGUCCGCGUUGCAGGGAGAUUAUUGAGUGGAAGAUCAAAUACGACAAGUACAAGGCGCUCUCUGCCCCUAGAAAGUGUACACUGUGCGGCGGCAGAAAGGUUCGGCUGGCCUACCACCACGUGUGUCGGAAGUGUAGCGGCGAGAAGGAGUUGUGCGGAAAGUGCGGGAAGCCUGCCAGAGGGACGGAGGCAACCCAGAGGACUCUCACCGAGCACUCUGAUCACCAGCAACAAUCUUUAGAAGAAGAAACCGUUACAAACGACUGUAUAUAGAUAAUAUUUUUAUGACGUCAUGUGUGCUUAUCAGUUCAAUCUAAUA